Messenger RNA from Solenopsis invicta (red fire ant), 1540 nucleotides. It is a transcript of the gene Nipsnap, whose product is annotated as protein NipSnap. The transcript has 5 exons. Gene Ontology annotation, cellular component: mitochondrion. The record is from RefSeq and is a predicted model, not a curated record. The coding region runs from base 201 to 1055 and encodes 284 amino acids. Lineage: Eukaryota; Metazoa; Arthropoda; Insecta; Hymenoptera; Formicidae.
GGUAUAGCCGCGUAUGGAGAUUACAAAUUUAAUUAAACCGAACGUGGGAAUUGGCGGUUUUCCGCACGCCGCGCGUCCAGCGCGUCCCGUCGCAACAGCAAUAAUCACCAAAUUCUCCCGAGGCUGGAUCGCGAGCUGACCAGGCGGAGGACGACGGGGGAGAUCCGCGCGCUGGGCUCAGCUGGGCUAUCCAGUGAGAAAUGGCCGCCGUUCUGAGGAGAGAGUUCCGCACUGUGGCGAGCGCGCUCGCCGGCAACGGGGGUCUGCCGUUGCAUAUAGCUACACGGUCACUGACGAGAUCGUCGAUCCGAUGCGACAUCAGCGAGGGAUGGCUGAGCAAGCUUCUGGUAAGGAAGAUCGAGCCCACAAAGGAGUCGCACUCGCGGAUGCUCUCCGACAAGGAGGUCAUUUACGCGCUACACACCCAAAACAUACGGCCAGACUCGAUUGACAAAUACUUGGCCAACUAUGAAGAGAAUGUUAAUCUCAUACAUUCGAAGAAAUCUGAUUUGAAUUGUGAAUUGGUGGGUUCGUGGACAGUGGAAGUAGGAGACUUGGAUCAGGCUUUACAUUUAUGGCAAUAUACAGGUGGAUACGAAAGUAUAGAUAAUGCGCAAGCUGUGCUUUCCAAAGACGAGGCUUAUCUACGAUUGCAAAGGGAACGAGGGAAUUUCUUGAGAUCGCGCCAUUUACAAUAUCUGCUGGCGUUCAGUUAUUGGCCACCGAUAGAAAAAAGGAAAGACUCAAACAAAUAUGAGAUACGCAGUUACAGUUUGAAACCAGGCACCAUGAUAGAAUGGGGAAACAAUUGGGCAAAGGCUAUUAAUUAUAGACGCAACAACGACGAACCUUUCGCUGGUUACUUCUCGCAAAUUGGUAGACUGUACAAUGUUCACCAUAUUUGGUGUUACAAGAAUCUUCAAUCACGUAAGGAAACGCGCGAGAGCGCUUGGAGAUCACCCGGUUGGGACGAGUGUGUCGCUUAUACCGUACCCUUAAUAAGAGAAAUGCAUUGCCGCAUAUUAAAUCCAACUUCGUUUUCGCCCACGCAAUAAAGUUUUGCGGCGUUUUGAAUCGCGGGUACGAACACAAAUGCAUUUGUAUAUUAUACUGGUUAUUUCUUAUAUAAAUAUAUAUUAUGUACGGAUUGUAAUAUUGUGUAAAAACAUUUGUUAUAUGUAUACACUGUGUAGAUUUAAGUAUAUGAUCUAUUUACGCGCAUGAAAAGCUACAAAUUUUGUUGUAUUACAACUGGCAGGAUGUAGUUUGUUACCAUUUGACGUUAUACAUUAGCAAAGGCGACUGUUUAUAUAUAUUUAUAAAGUGUUACGAUUGAACGGGGAUCCGUUUGCGUCGUCCCUGUAUGAAAAGAAUAAAGCAACGCACACAUGAGAGUUGCUCCUGAAAUUUUUCAAUAUUUCCGAGCGGAUCUCCACUCAGUCGUGACAAUACAUAUAAAACACGCCAGUUUGUCAGAAUGUCAGUUGAAUCACAACGUACAUUUAUAGAGAGAGAAAGAUAUAAAGAAAUAAUCUUUAUA